UCUAAGAGAGUCAUUCACAUAAUCAAAUUUGCAGUUCUGCCCUAAAUGCAAAUGAGCUGUGCAACAGCAGGCUUCACGGUUUUUUUGGCAUAGACGUGCAGUUUAGCGGUUGUGGCAGGGCUCUUUCUGCGGGGAGGGCUGUUGCUGAAGUUUCUGGGUCACGUCGCAGCAGACCGAGACAAGCAACCAUGACUUCAACAAAUAUGUAUCAGGGGCUUGAUAGUAGUGGCAAACCAAAUUCAAGGAUACUAAGACCUCCAGGUGGAGGGUCAAGCAAUCUCUUCGGUGGUUAUGAAGAAGACCCUGCUGCCUCCAGACGGCAAAACAAAAUGUCCUCUUCUAUUUUUGCACCUCCAGAAGAGACCCGGGGGGGUCCCAGACGCUCCAAUCCCCCAGGUGGAAAGAGCAGUGGGAUAUUUGGGGACCCAGAGGCUUCUUCGACUCGGAACAGGCCUGUUCCCCCUGGUGGAGCCUCCAGUAACAUCUUUGGGGGUGCAGAGUCGACCCCACCUUCUGUGAAAAGUCAGCAUCCCAACAAACCAAAGGACAAUUUAAGUGUGGGUGUACCUGCUACUCCAGAUCCACCAGCCCCAGUGCCUAAGAAAAAGACUGCAGUUGAGGAAGUGAAGGUGGAGCCAGUGACCCCUCAACCAACACCUGAAAAAGAGCCAGCAGCCCCUGCACCUGCAGCCAAUCAGAAUUCUGAGGCAGCAAUGUGGCAACCAACAGGAAAGGACCACGAGCCACGCCUCGGACCCCGCCCUCGCUCUCACAACAAAGUGCUCAACCCACCAGGUGGAAAGUCCAGUGUGGUUUUCUAUUAGCCAUAGCCAUCAUUGUCACUUCCUUUCUUCCAUCUGCUUUUAACCUGUACUAAAAC
Messenger RNA from Sinocyclocheilus anshuiensis, 880 nucleotides. RefSeq names its product hematological and neurological expressed 1-like protein. The transcript is spliced from 5 exons. The record is from RefSeq and is a predicted model, not a curated record. Gene Ontology annotation, cellular component: nucleus. NCBI's taxonomy places the organism in Eukaryota, Metazoa, Chordata, Actinopteri, Cypriniformes, Cyprinidae. The coding region runs from base 189 to 824 and encodes 211 amino acids.